Molecule: messenger RNA, 546 nt
Organism: Theobroma umbraticum
Lineage: Eukaryota; Viridiplantae; Streptophyta; Magnoliopsida; Malvales; Malvaceae
Source: RefSeq, a predicted model, not a curated record
AUGGACAUUAAACCUUUCCUUCAUGAACACUACUUGCUGAAUGAUUGUUACGACAAUGAAGAGGCGAGUUGUGACAUAUGCCAUCAGCAAAUUGAUGGGUUGGCUUAUAGUUGCGAAAGUUGCCCUAAUUUCUGGUUGCAUGCAUCUUGUGCAGAAGAACAACUGCCUCCUCAGAUUUCACACCCUCUCCACACCCAACACCUCCUUACUCUGCGUAACAUUUGUCGUAAGAAAAUUUGGGCCAAACGCAAGGACAACAUUUUUUAUCGUUGCGUGCAAUGUAAUUUCAAUUUUCAUUUUGGAUGUCUUGAGAUUUCAUCUGUUAUUACACAUAAAUACCAUAGACAUGAUCUUAUACUCGUCAAGCGAUUUGAAGAAGAUGAUUCUGCAGAAUAUUAUUGUGAUAUAUGCGAGGAACAAAGAAAUGAAAAUGAUCCGAUAUAUUGUUGUAAGGAAUGCACAUUUAUUUUUCAUAUUCAAUGCGCACUAAAUAAGGUGGGCAGCGAAGCUUUGAUACCAAAACUGAGGGAGCAAGAGGAAACAGAG